AUGUUAGUAACUGACACUAAAUAUUUCCGCGAGUUACGACAGGUUUUGCAAUUUACCUGUGGUCUACUGGCAGUGAGUUCGGAAGAAAGUCUAGUUGCUCUUAUCAAAGGCGUAGCAAAUGAAGUCAGCAAAAAAGAUACGGAAGAAAGUCUACUUGUCGCACUGGAAUGCAUUAAAGAAUGUAAAAAGGAAGACGGUGAUUUCCUCACCGAUAUCGCUCAAUCCUUCGGCUCAAGUCUUAAGGUUCACAAAGUUGAUCUCAGUGAUAAGCGGAUGGAUGAAGCUGCUGCAGUUGUUCUUGGUUCGGCUCUAGAAACAAACAGAACUCUGACAGAGUUAAAUAUGUCUGGCAUUAACCUCGGUCCGGCCGGAGCUGAGUCUCUUGCUGCCGCGCUUAAGAGAAACACAACUCUGACAAAGCUGAAUUUGUCUGGCAACAACCUUUGCCAUGCUGGGGCUGAUUCACUCUUUGCAUCGCUUAAAACAAACACAACUUUGGCAGAGUUUAAUUUGUCGGGCAACAACCUUGGCUCAACUGGCGUUAAGUCAAUUGCUGUAGCGCUUGAAACAAACAAAACUCUGACAGAAAUGAAUUUGUCUACCAACCAACUUGGCCCUACCAGUGCUGAGUCUCUUGCUGUGGCGCUCAAAACAAACACAACUCUAUCGGUUUUACAUUUGUCUGGCAAUAACCUUGGGCCUGCCGGUGCUGAGUCACUUGCUGUAGCGCUAAAAGCAAACUCAACUGUUGCAAAAUUGAAUUUGUCUUACAAUAACAUUGGCCCUGUUGGUGCUAAGUCACUCGCUGCUGCGCUUGAAACAAACGCAACUUUAACUGAUCUGAGUUUGUUAAACAAUGCCCUUGGUUCUGCUGGUGCUGAGUCACUUGCUACAGCGCUUAAAACAAACGUAACUCUGACAGAUUUAAAUUUGUAUUACAACAAACUUGGGCCUGGUGGUGCUAAGUCCCUUGCUGCAGCGCUUGAAACAAACAAAACUCUGGCAAAGUUGGAUUUGUCUCGCAAUUACCUUGGCCCUGCUGAUGCUGAGUCACUCGCUGCCACACUUAAAACGAACACAACUCUAACAGACCUGAAUUUGUUAAACAAUGAUCUUGGUCCUGCUGGUGCUGAGUCACUUGCUACAGCGCUUAAAACAAACACAACUCUAAAAAAGUUGAAUUUGCGUGGAAAUGAUCUUGGUCCUGGGGAUGCUGAACCACUUGCCGCAGCGCUUAAAACAAACACAAGUCUGACAAACUUGGAUUUGUCGCGUAAUUAUCUCGGUCCCGCUGAUGCUGAGACACUCGCUGCGGCACUUAAAAAGAACAUAACUCUGACAGAUUUGAAUUUGUUUAACAAUGACAUUGGUCUUCCUGGUGCUGAGUCAUUUGCCACAGUGCUUAAAACAAACACAACUCUGACAGCGUUGAAUUUGUCUGGAAAUAACAUCAGUGAAUCGGUGCGCUCGAACCUUAAAGCAGCACAUGGCGACCGUAUUCUAUUCACGUACUUUUAA
Porites evermanni is the source of this 1518-nucleotide messenger RNA. The record is from the annotation of a GenBank genome assembly. NCBI's taxonomy places the organism in Eukaryota, Metazoa, Cnidaria, Anthozoa, Scleractinia, Poritidae.